This is a messenger RNA of Tachysurus fulvidraco (yellow catfish), 2124 nucleotides long. RefSeq lists its product as uncharacterized. Lineage: Eukaryota; Metazoa; Chordata; Actinopteri; Siluriformes; Bagridae. The record is from RefSeq and is a predicted model, not a curated record. The coding region runs from base 120 to 1982 and encodes 620 amino acids. The transcript is spliced from 8 exons. Gene Ontology annotation, molecular function: structural molecule activity.
UACCUUCCCCAUGCACAGGUAACGCGUCUCCAAGCGCGCGCUCACAGCUCCACACGCACAAACACGCACUCUGCUUACUGUUAACAUUAUCAUCAUUAUCAUUAUCACGAUACGUGAUCAUGUCGCGCGGGGUAAGAGCAUCGUCUGUGGGUGCAGAAGCGCGGUUGGGUCGUGCGCGCAGCCCCAUGCGUUUUGGUACUGGAGGCGCAAUGCAUCCCGGAGAGGAUAAAGAGACCAUGCGCGGGUUGAACGAGCGUCUGGCGGGUUACCUGGGCCAGGUGAGACUGCUGGAGGAAGCCAACAGCAAUCUGGAGACGCAGAUAAAUGAAGUUUUAACGGAGAGACGCGCAGCCGGACAAAGAGACUGGAGCGGCUACGACAAAACUCUCUCCACUCUGAGAGACCAGGUGAAAGAAAUGACACUGGAUAACGCUCGCCUCAUGCUACAGAUUGAUAAUGCCAGACUGGCUGCUGAUGACUUUAAAGUCAAGCUCGAGGCAGAGGUUGUUGUUCGCCAGGGAGUUGAACAGGACACCAUCAACCUCCGAAAGAUGAUCGACGACACACACAUGAGCAGUAUGCAGCUGGAGAGCGAGGUGGAGUCUCUGACCGAGGAGCUGAUUUACCUGAAAAAGAAUCAUGAAGAGGACCUUGCGAACGUGAAAGGUCAGAUCAGAGACGCCAACGUGGAUGUGCAGAUGGACGCGGUGAAGGGCCAAGACAUCAGCGAGACCAUGGAGAAAAUCCGAAAGCAAUAUGAAAAAGCAGCACAGAAGAGUCAAGAGGAGACUGAAGCCUGGUUCCAAAACAAGUUUGAAAGCAUCUCAUCUGAGGUGAGGAGGAACACUGAUGCUCUCCAGCAGGGACAGAGUGAACUGAAUGACCUGCGCAGACAGAAACAAGGGCUGGAGAUUGACCUCCAGACCAUGCACAGCAUGAACCGCUCUCUAGAAGACACGUUGAACGAAACGACGGGACGUAACUCCCAAAACAUAAACAGUCACAACAUGGUUAUCCAGCAGCUGGAGGCGGAGCUUGCCGAUGUUCAUGCCCAGGUGACAAGGCACGGGGCGGAGUAUCAGGCUCUGCUUAACAUCAAGAGUAAACUAGAGGAAGAAAUCGCCACCUAUCACAGUCUUCUGGAAGGCACAGGGCCGCCCUCCAAUGGGGUCACCGAUCCCGAUCCUGGAUUUUCUGCAAAUUAUGAUUUUAAAGGCAUAAGAGCACGAGACGAUGUUAACAUCAAGAAUGUCGGCCCACCAGAAGAUGCUAAUGUCAAAGAUAAUGGUGCGUUUGAAGACCCUAAUAUUGAAGGCAGCGGUUUGGGUGGAUCUGAUGAAAGUGUGGAGUUUUCAUUAGAACAAGCUCUAUGUGCUGCACCCUGUUUCAUACCUCCUGAACCCCCAGUCAAUAAUGAGAUUGUGGAAGAAGAGAUUGUCAUUCAGAAGGAUAUGGAGCUGAACGCUGCCAACACUGCCAUGAACGAGCAUUACGCUCACAAAGAAGCUGGACAAGGAACGGAAGAAGAUCCAGUCAUCCUAAAGGAAAUGGAGAAGAAGGAUGAUGAUGAUGAGGAGGAGGAGGAUACAGUGAGCCCACUGGAGGACCCUGUAGCUGAGAAGAAUGAGAAGGAGAUGAUGAGUCCUGUGGUGGAUAUUCAGAUGGAGAAGGUGCUGGAGGUAGUGGGUCUUGUGGAGAAGGUGGAGGAGACCUCAAGCUCUGUGCAGAACACACAGAUGGAGAAAGUGGAGGAGAGAGCAAGUCUGAAGGAUACACAGGGGGAGGUGGUGGAGGAGACAGCGAGUCUGAAGGAGGAAACACAGGGGGAGGUGGAGGAGGAGAAAGCUAGUCCUGUGGAGGACACUCAACCCGAGGAGGAGGUGGAGUUAAAACCUGCUGUGGAGAACAUUAAUCCAGAGGAGGAGAAACACGAAGGGGAGGAGCCUGAGAACCCAGAGGCAGAGCCUUUAAUCAAAGAGUGAUGUUUCCACAGCUGUGUUGCACAACGUCCUCAGCAUAGAAUUACUGCCUAAAUCCCUUUCUUUUGAUAGUUCUCUUCGUCUCUGUUGUGCUUGUCUGCCUGCUGUCUUUAUGUUCAACAAUAAAAGAAGUGUGACCUCUGAA